GAUUAUACUUGCUAGCCUUUCGCGUCCAGCUCCCAUCUUGUAGGUCAUGGAGUCCGAACAUCUCAUAAGUCAAAGGGAGACUCCCGUUUCUGAGCAAUUAUGGCUCGAAUGGAAGGAUUUCAUAUACGAGGAAUAUAUUGUCAAUGAUCGUGGAAUACAGGAAGUAUUCGACAUUCUAAAGGAACGAAACCCUCAAAUAACAAUGAGUCAAUAUCGCGCCAAACUUAAGGACUGGGCCUUUUGCAAAAACUUAUGUGCUGAAGACUGGCGGUACGUUAGCCGUUCGAUCCAAAACAGAGCAUCCCAAGCCAAGGGCACUACUGUAAUACUCUCUGGGAAACGGCUUCCUCAAAGCAAAGUGAGAAAACAAACAAACCGCCAUAAGGUUGUAACCCUUCAAGGGAAAUUCGGACCCCCUCCGAGUCCAGAACCUCCCAAUGAAGACGUCCCCCUUUUUUCCUCUGCACUCCUCGGGCUGCUUCCCCUGUUAUGGCCGUGGAUUCUCAUUUCUAUAUUGGCGACUACAGGAAAUGAAACAGGAGAGGAGAUUAAAUCGAGGUCUCGGAAAAAAAGAGGGCGCGAAAUACGUCAACUCAAUAGACAUAUGGUUUGGGCUACCUUCGAGGUGCUCAUCCGACAAAACAUGAAUAUUGUGAUAGGCUCUGAUGAGCUCUUUCAAACUCUCUUACUAAACAAGAGCGUCGACCGUAUCGCAGGCUAUUUUGACGACCUCAUUCCCCCUACUUUUCCCGACGAAAACGUGAGGCGAGCGGUCAUCUUAACAAGUGGGACGCGCCACGAGAUACAAAAAGUAUUGAGAAUUAUUAUGUUCUUGACAUCAAACAAUUUGAUUCUCGACGAUCUUAGGCCUACCUUUGUUCUCAAGGAUGCUCAGGCGCUUACGAUAAAAGCGCUUCUAGAUCUGGGAUUCAAGUCCGACGGACACUCUCUCAAGGCCGCCAUCUCAAGAGGCCUAUCAUAUAGUUUGAUUACUAGGCUUGCAGAACACUGCACGGAUGUCAACGCCUUAGAAGCUGUCGAUAUGAAACUACACGACCCACCAAUCUAUCUAGCUGCUGAGCGUGGAAGAUUAGACUUGGUGAAAUACUUAUUAGAUGCGGGAGCAGAAUUGAAUGUUGGUGGAAGCUGGGUUGUACGCGAAAGAACACUCGGGAAACUGAUAGUAUCCAAAAAUCAUGACAUUCUCUAUCUCUUACUUCACCAUGGGAUCGACAUGAAAAGCACGCCAGAAUUUACGGGACAUGUGACCACAGCUUUGUGUUUAGCUGUUAUGCAAGGCUAUAUUGGAAUUGUUCGUCGUCUUCUCGCAUGCGGUGCUGACCCCAACGUUAGGGAAGGAUUCCCUACGCAAAGCUUUACUAUCACCGCCAUUGAUACAGCUGUAUUAAAUGGACGUCUUGAUAUCAUAGGGCUUCUACUUGGGUCCGGAGUUGUUACAGAAGGCCCGCGACAGUUCCUGUAUAUUUCAGCAGUUCAUUUUUGGGGGCAUCGAGGCUAUUCAGCGACAUUAGGCUUUAUAAUGUCACAAAUGACACAAAUAAAGUGGACUGCAGAAGACUUUUUGAUAUUAACGGAUGUCGAAGACAGGAAAUACCAUACCAAUAAAAUUUCGAACAUCUCUUCGUUUGAGUUUGAUCCAUUUAGAAUCGAACCGUUACGUCGCAGUUACCUCCUUUUUCUUCAAGUAGCUUAUCGCGAAAUGUUAAGAGCAAUACGAGGAAUGCAAGAAAUGUUAUUGAAUAUUAGCAAGCCCAUUGAGGAUGGACAGCCCCCCAUUCCACCUACGUCCAUUAGACCUCAGGUCGCAGCCCAAGAUCUUCACCUAUCUCAGACACAAAUCGACCCUAUGGAAGAAGCAAACUUGUCUGGCAUAGAGAUGUUGCAAAGUGUUGAAGCGGCCGAGGACACGUCGAAUACUCCUCUGCCUAGCAUUGAUUUUCCGGAGAGCAAUUCCGCCGGUGUUCAGUUGGGACCACAUGAUAUAGAUGAAGAGGAAAGGGACAGAAAUCAGCUGAUUUUAGACGACAUGCUAGGCGUCAGGGAAGCGCCAUUCGAACCAAUAGAGUGGAUAUGGUAG
Molecule: messenger RNA, 2098 nt
Organism: Daldinia caldariorum
Lineage: Eukaryota; Fungi; Ascomycota; Sordariomycetes; Xylariales; Hypoxylaceae
Exons: 5
Coding region: 47-2098 (683 amino acids)
Cellular component (GO): cytoplasm
Molecular function (GO): protein binding
Source: RefSeq, a predicted model, not a curated record